AUGAAGUCCAUGCGGCGUCUGCGGUCUUAUAUAAGGCUCUUCCGCCGCUACUUCCCGCAGUCGCAGCAGCAGCAGCAGCAGCAGCAGCAGGUGCAGCAGCAAGCACAGCAGCAAGUGGUGCAGCAAGUGCUGCAGCAAGUGCAGCAGCAGCAGGAGAGCGCCGUUCCGCGGGCGAAGGCGUUGGAGGCGGCGGGGGAGGGGGUAAUUUAUGGGGGUUUUCUCUCUCUGCUUUUUUACCCAUAUCGAGGCACUGUUUUUAAUUAG
This is a messenger RNA of Eimeria tenella, 264 nucleotides long. RefSeq lists its product as uncharacterized. Bases 1 to 264 code for a protein of 87 amino acids. The record is from RefSeq and is a predicted model, not a curated record. Lineage: Eukaryota; Apicomplexa; Conoidasida; Eucoccidiorida; Eimeriidae. The transcript is spliced from 2 exons.